UGUUGGACAAGGAUCAAGAUCGUCAGGUUAGUUUUAUGCAAACCACUGUGCACGUUAUUGUUAUGUACUUUGAAGUAGCGUUUUUCGCUUACAUGGCGGCAUACCCCGUGUGCGCUGGAUCUUCUACGUCAUUAUGACCUUGGGUGAACAUCUCUUCUUCGCGUUUCUUUUGCUUCUUCUUCAUGUAAAACAACACGCCGGCGCAGCCCACGGCGGCGCAGCAUCCAAUCACAAUUCCCGCAACGGCGCCACCAGACAGGGGCUCCGACGGGUGCUCCGUGGAGCUGCCGCCGUACGCGUUGUCCUGCUUGAUGGUUGUCGUGGGAUGGCCAUAAUGAGUCGGAGGGGUCGUUGUCGGGUAGGCCACGGGCGAUUGGGGCGGGUAGGUUGUGUCCGCGGGCGGGGUCACAACGGGUGGGUGCGACACGGGCGGGUACGUCGACGAGAACGGGGUUUCGACUGGUGGAACCGGAGGGUAGUGGAACUUGGUGGUCGUGGGUUCGGUUGGGUACGUGGUCGAAGGCGGAUAGGUCGAAGAAGACCCGGGAGGCGUGUUGUAUGGCGUACCAGUGUCCCCGUACCCGCCGUCUUGCGAAGAAGGAGGGGAUGGGUCGUAGUGCACGUCGCGGGCUGGAACGAGUUUGUACGCGGUGCAGACGCUGCCUCGGGCAACGCACGACGGUUGCGGCAUGAGCGCGUAGCCGUCGCACGCGCCGUAGUGGCCUCCGCUCGCAGAUGGAACGAGACCGUAGCCAAAGCACUGGCUCUUCAACGUUGUCGGCCCCGACGGCGACGCCUUCAUGAACAUGCGAGGUCUCGACGCGGACUUGGACUGCCCCAGCGCGGCUCGACGGGCCCGGCCAAGCGCAUUCUUCUGCUUGUGCGUCGAGAUAGAUUCAAGGGAGUCCGACAGGAGUAGCAGCGUCACAAUCAGCAGCGACCACUUCAUGGUGUGUCCAACUGCUGCAAAUCCACAAUGCCACCGAAGAUCGCAAGCUCGG
Molecule: messenger RNA, 1001 nt
Organism: Aphanomyces astaci
Lineage: Eukaryota; Oomycota; Saprolegniomycetes; Saprolegniales; Verrucalvaceae
Exons: 1
Coding region: 134-919 (261 amino acids)
Source: RefSeq, a predicted model, not a curated record